GUUUUGAACGUACGUAUGUCUAGUAAGUCAAGCUUCUUUCUUCCCUCUAUUCACUUAUCAAGCUAUGAUGGCGGCACCCAUGGUUUGAAGCGGCAUUUCGGAACCCGUCUCGCCAUUGGCAGUCCGGCAUCAUGGGCUUGGAGCAGAGCAGCCACGCCGGAGUAGCCCACAAGUUGGGCAAAGUGCACAAGAAAGGCUCUUCGCCACGUCCCUCCAUCAGCUCCGAUUCGGACGUGCCUUACAUAUCGUCGACGGUGAACAAUCCCAUCGGUGAGUCCCCCAAGCUGUCGAGCAAGAGCCCCGCCCACUUGCUGCGCAACUCGCCCCGCCCUUCGCCCAAGCCCCGCCCUCACUCGUAUGCCGGAACCUCAGGUCACGACAUCGUGGUGGUCAAGGAAGGCAGCCUUGACAUUCAGACAGUGGACACGGAUGAAGACCUCCUCAAGUUGCAGGCCAUCCCCCAGUUCCUGCCCAUCCUACGAGGAAGCCUGCACAGCCCCAUCAUCUGCGACGCAGACGUUGCCGACAAGCUAGACCACCGGGCUGUCAACCGGCUGGCCUCCCGCUACCAGGACCACCUGCGACAGUGCUCCGAGGUGGUCAGCACUGAGCAGAAUGCACUGGCCAGCCGCAUCAGGGAGAUGGACUAUGCCGUGUCAACAUUGAGCAACAUGCUCACGGAGCGUCAGAAGAAGUUUGCCAAGUAUGUGGAGCAGCUAUCCAGAGUCCACGAGCUGUCCGGGAUGCUUCAGACUUCCCAAACGCUGCUGACGAAGACGAUAGAGCAGCUGGACACGCUGAACAAGCUGCUUCCGCCCGACGAACAACUCGAACCCUUCAUCAUGGUGACUGGCUGAAGACGGUACGCUGUGGCUGAAGACGGUACGCUGUGGCUGAAGAUGGUUUGCUGACAACUGCUGUUGUACAGGACGCAAUGUGAGAUGCCUCCUGUGAAGCCUCUGUGUAGGCUGCAAGGGUCGUUGUUCAAGUUUAGUCUCACGAUAAAUAUUAUGGGACUAAACUUGAACUCCUGUCCGAACAUGAGAUCAUGGAACUAACCUUGGCGAGAACUGAAGGGCUGAAGUAUGGUGCAAGGGUUGCUGCGUCAUAUGUUGUUCUGGCCACUUAGUACUGAAGCAUGGCAGGCUUAAGUGUCCAAAUAAGAUACUUUAGAAAUCGUGAGAUGACACAACUUCGUCAUAUGCCAUGCGGCGGUCCUCUUUUGUCCAUUUUGUUUUGCCUUGGGAAUUAUUCCCUCCGUCAAAUUUCGCUUGUGUCCUUCACAGGGGCCUUGAGCAUGCUCAUCAUGUGGGUCUGGACGGCCACUCACACGCCCGGUUGGUCAAUUGCUCAGGGCCUCCGCUGCUGUUCGAGUCCCGAAAACAGGAAAGGCAAAGGUACGAGGGUGCGGCAGGAGAGAUGGACAGACAACAGGCACACCACUGGUAGGUGGCGUGUGACAUCAAGUCUGAUGAGCAUUGAGGUUACCAAAAAGUGGAGGAGGUGAAGAGGAAAGUCGUGGUGUUUGCCUGGUGGUGUCCAAACAGAAAACGGUCUGCCGGACUUUAACUUCCACUUUCUAUGAUGGAGUUGUGUCACUUCACAAUUUCUGAAGUGUCCUGUUUGGACAGUCCUUUACUGAGCACUGAUGUAGCAUAUUUCUAUAUCAGGCAGUCUGGGCAUCCACUAUAGGUGUCUCCAAUUUAAAGCGUCCACAGUAGUCCACUUUUUCUUCUGUCUUCCAAAAUGCCGUGAAAAGUCUCUUAAUUAAGGCAAUCUUACGUCGAGGCAUUUUCCCCUGAACAACAUUUUUAAUAUUCACUGCAAAGCAUUUCUAGUCAUAUCCUCUUCUUUUUUCUUAUUGAAGUGCUUGUGAAUAUUCCUAUUGUCUUCUCACAUAUUCCUUUGUCUCAACUAGACACAGCUGUCAGAUGGUCCUUUUAAGCACAGAGCAUUCUUUGCACACUGGGUUACACUAAUAUAUCUGAUCAGGAAGUAAAAACAAAAUAGUGUGUGCUUUACUCAGCUUUGCAGUUGUUUUCGGUCAGGAUAAAGUAUUGGGAGAAAAAAAAUGUUUGAGUGGCUCUUGUGUUUAUAAAAUUGUAGUGCUUGCGAUUCCAAUCUGGAAUCACUUGAAAGGUUGUCACUCUUGCUUGUGAAUAUGUGCCAUAUAAAGUCAUGUAUAGAGUUUCCAAACUGACUAACUUGGUAUCAGUUUAUGUGUUGCAUGAACUCGGCCCUAGUGAACGGUCUCAAAGAAAGUAAUUAAUGAGGUUUUCUGCAGUGCAUGAUGACAAGGAUUCUCAUCAUGCACCACUGAUUAUCACAUUUAGUGUUGUCCUAUGAAUAAAAACUGAACCAUGAGCUCAACUUAAAAAGGUUUGUGGGAAAUGUAGGGAUUCGAAGGCUGUUGCAAGUUUGCACUGUCGUUCAUGAACACUUAGGCUAGCCCUUUAGGGUGCAUGUCGAAAUGUGGAUUACGCCACUUGGUAAAUGAAGCAAAAUGUGUGUUACAUGACAUUGUAGUGCCGCAUUAGGUCAUGAUGUUACGGGCUGUCACAGCCCUUAGUGAUGGCUCUUUGUGACAGGUUUCUCGUAGAAUUCGGCUGUCAAAACGCAUGCCGUGUUGGACACAAACUGAAUAGCAAUGAUUCGUCUGCAGUGGCGUAGCCAAAAAAUUUUCUCAGGGGGUGUUUUUCUUUGCUCAUACCAUUCAAAAGGCAAUGAACAACAAAAAAUCCGAAAGGGAAGAAAAGAAAUUUUGCAAACAAUUUUAGUUACUUUUUUUUUUCUUAGAAGACAAAAGUCCAACCUUUUUUUGCCUCAUCUGGUUCAUUCAAUCUUUGAAAGGGGAGACUUUAAUGGUGAACAAUGAAUACACCCAAUCAUAAAUUAUAAUAUUGGGCUUUGAACAAAAAAGUCCAGACAGGCCUGCAAAAUAUUCUGGUGCGUACACUUCUUUGUAGAACACUCGGGUAUCCAAUUACUAAAAAACCACGGAAGAGUUCCAGAGAAUAGUGAAGUUUAGAAUAUGAUUAAACAUAAAAACUGCAAGGCGCACUGGGGCAAAGGCGCAAAUGAAGGGUCACGCUAAUUGUUCCUGUGCGGAUCACAUUUUUCAGAAAUGAUUGUGCUAGUCAUACUUUGGAUUCUUUCUGUUCUUCGAUGUCAUUUUACGAUAAAAGGACAGAUAAAAGUAUGAGUUUCUCUCAUUUUGUAGGUCUAAACAUUUAGUGGAAGUCGACGUUGGUUGAUAAAAAGAAGCGAGAGGACACUUUCGGGGCUGAUUUGUAUGUUCCGGUGAAUGUUCAGAAGUGCAACCCCUAGCAAAAGUCAUGCUGGGACGUUGAAGCUCUCAGGUGUGAUUUGAGUCUUCGCAGUCUCGAGAACGAACGUUCCGUUUUAGCAGUGGUAACGGGCAUGGUGGCCAGGAUUUGCAGCAGGGCAUUUACAUUAGGAUACAAUGCCUCCGGGGAAAGACAAGCAGCCUGUACCACUGAGACGCGCUAAGCAGUGCGGUCAUUCCACACCUCUGUCUGAACCAGAACUUCUCCAUGCAGUUUAUUUAACGAAACGAUGCUCCGCACAGGCUGGAGAUUCGCUCGAAGUUGAGGCUUGCGACAUAGGGAUCGACGUCGUUGGCCACAUCGCUCUUGCCUAGAAAGGACGAUGCUACCAGACGUGAGUGUGCCGACUCUGUUGGAAACCUUGAUGACACGCUUAAAGUUGUAGGUCAAUAAUCAUUCUUGAAUAAAGCGUCAAGCGACUGCUUGGCUAUUGAACUUA
Molecule: messenger RNA, 3786 nt
Organism: Ixodes scapularis (black-legged tick)
Lineage: Eukaryota; Metazoa; Arthropoda; Arachnida; Ixodida; Ixodidae
Gene: BORCS5
Product: BLOC-1-related complex subunit 5
Exons: 5
Coding region: 132-857 (241 amino acids)
Biological process (GO): organelle transport along microtubule; lysosome localization; positive regulation of anterograde synaptic vesicle transport
Cellular component (GO): cytoplasmic side of lysosomal membrane; BORC complex; synaptic vesicle membrane
Source: RefSeq, a predicted model, not a curated record